Messenger RNA from Oldenlandia corymbosa var. corymbosa, 1655 nucleotides. The record is from the annotation of a GenBank genome assembly. Lineage: Eukaryota; Viridiplantae; Streptophyta; Magnoliopsida; Gentianales; Rubiaceae.
ACUCAACCUAUUAUCAUUACGAUAAACUGCAAAUUUCUUACGUUUUCACGUUUCAUCUAGUCACUGAUGUGUCACGUACGAGCCAAACAUUUAACACUGAUAAAAAAAUCUGUUGCUAAAUUUAUCUCGACGUAUAUACACAACUACAUAUAAAAAUUCAAAUAUACGAACUUCAAAUAUUCUUGAUUGGACUGAUGGUACUGCCGACUAAUAUGAUAUGAGUGCAACUAACUUUAGAAUAUCUUUUUGCCUUUUAGGUGACGUGCUAGUUCACUGUUCACUACCAAUAACCAGAGCCAGCCAUAAAUAGCUUCUUUCAGGUCUUCAACAACAUCAAACUUCCAACUUCCACAACAAAAUAUGGAGAACUGGAAGAUGUCAAAAUUCCUCCUCUUUCAGUUCCAAUUCUUACUACUUUCCUUUCAUUCCAAGGCUUAUUUCCCUUUUGGGCAAGAUUUCAAUGAAGGGAAAAACUAUGAAGGUUCUUCUAACCUUGUAGACCUUCAGUAUCACAUGGGUCCUGUUCUUGCAAAUCCAAUCAACCUUUACAUCAUUUGGUAUGGCCAUUGGAACCCUUCUCAUCAAUCCACAAUCAGAGACUUCAUUUACUCCUUCUCCCCUGCCACCACCGCCCCACAUCCUUCCGUCGCCGAUUGGUGGCAAGUUGUCCGCCUCUACACCGACCAAACGAAUUCCAACAUCACCGGAAGCAUUUCCCUCUCCGGCGAAUUCUUCGACAACAGAUACACUCACGGCAAGUUCCUCACCCGUUUAUCAAUGCAAUCCGUCAUCAAGACAGCAUUGUACGGUUCGAAUUCCAACCGCAACAGCAACAAUUUACCGCUGAAUUUCCGAAAUGGGCUCUACCUAAUUCUCACAUCUCAUGAUGUUUCUGUUCAGGACUUUUGUCGAGCAGUUUGUGGGUUCCAUUAUUUCACAUUCCCUUCGGUUGUCGGGGUCACCGUGCCUUACGCGUGGGUGGGGUACAGCGGGACCCAGUGUCCCGGAAUGUGCGCUUACCCUUUUGCCUGGCCGAAUUAUUCCGGCAAGCCGCCGCCGGGAGGGAACGGAGGAAGGGACGAUUUGAUGGGUCCGCCGAACGGGGACCCGGGAGUGGACGGGAUGAUCAGUGUGAUUGCUCAUGAGUUGGCGGAGGUUUCGAGUAACCCGCUGGUGAAUGCGUGGUACGCCGGAGAUGACCCGACGGCGCCGACGGAGAUAGCGGACUUGUGUCUGGGGGUUUACGGGACCGGCGGCGGGGGAGGAUUCGUGGGAGUUGUGUCGAAGGAUGGAUGGGGGAAUGGGUAUAAUGUGAAUGGGAUAAAUGGCCGAAGAUUUCUUGUGCAGUGGGUUUGGAAUCCUGCCAGGAAUCGAUGCUUUGGUCCAAAUGCUCUCGAUUAAUUUCUUUUAACUUUUCGUAUUUGUAGAUAUUAUGGUUGUAUUUAUUUUCAUAUAAGCAAUAAUAAGUUUUUUUUUUUUUUCCCUUUCAAUUGGGAAAAAUUCCACCAAUAAUUUGUAAUGUUAUUACACAUACUACUACAAUAUUCAAAGCAACUAACGGUAUUUGUAGGCGGCUCAGCUAAACUGUUAUGGUAAUUUGUUCACAAUAAAAAUUCAGAAUCAUGUUUUAUAAAAUUCUUAUUAUUGGUGUAGAG